Molecule: messenger RNA, 9225 nt
Organism: Chelmon rostratus (copperband butterflyfish)
Lineage: Eukaryota; Metazoa; Chordata; Actinopteri; Chaetodontiformes; Chaetodontidae
Gene: hdac4
Product: histone deacetylase 4
Exons: 29
Coding region: 473-3820 (1115 amino acids)
Biological process (GO): negative regulation of transcription by RNA polymerase II; chromatin organization
Cellular component (GO): histone deacetylase complex
Molecular function (GO): histone deacetylase activity
Source: RefSeq, a predicted model, not a curated record
GGAUGUUUUUUCUGUGUGUUGACAACCCGACAUCAACAACUACUUCAUGCUCAGUCGGAGGUGUUCACUUCACCUGCCGAGUGAAGAAAAUGUGUGCUGAAUGAAGCAGAAGUAAGGGUAAUCAGCAGCACUGGCACCAGUGAGGAUUAAAGCAACGGCUGAAUGCGGCAAGCUGAGACACGCUCUCCGCAGCUCGUGAAAGGCUGCCUGGAAAUCACCAAGUGAAAGAGAAGCCCGACCGUUUGGUGGAAGGAAUCCUGCCACAACACACCACUGAGGUCUCCACCUGUGGCUCAGUGAGAUGAAGUCUUAAGAAACAACUACUCUCUGUCCCCCCUUGGCCAGGCGCCUCCACCUGGCAGCACCGACUUGGCUGCGAAGCACAUGGUGGUCACUGCAGCCACCAUGGAGGUGCACUGACACCCUCACCGCUCACCUCUGUCAAGUCUGCCCAGCAACAACAGCUACAACAAUGAGCUCUCACAGUCGAUCAGGUGGCUUGACCAGCAACGAACAGCCUCUGGAACUUCUUAAACCAACUGCACUCAACCAUUUCGUGGACGUGAGCACGGCAGCACUGCCCAUGCAGGUGCCCCCCACCACCACAGCCAUCCUUCCCAUGGACCUGCGCGUAGUGGACCACCCCCACCACCACCAUCACCAGCAGCCCCCAUUCGGCCUGGUUCCCCAACCCCACCCUACACCGCCCGCAUCCACAGCUUGUCCCGUGUCGUCCGAGCCAGGCCGUGGCUCAGUCAUUAACCACCAGGAGCAGCAACUGCAGCAGGAGCUGGUAGCUCUAAAACACAAGCAGCAGCUCCAGAGACAGCUACUGAUCGCUGAGUUCCAGAGGCAGCAUGAACAGCUGUCGCGACAACAUGAGGUCCAGCUGCAGGAACAUAUCAAGCACCAACAGGAUUUACUGGCACUCAAGCACCAACAAGAGCUGUUGGAGCACCAGAGGAAGAUGGAGCAGCAGCGUCAUGAGCAGGAGCUGGAGAAGCAGCAGCGGGAAUACAAACUCCAGCAGCUCAAGAACAAGGACAGGGGACAGGAGAGUGCAGUCGCCAGUACAGAGGUCAAGAUGCGACUUCAGGAGUUUGUCCUGAACAAGAAGAAAGCGCUGGCUCAGCGAAACCUCAACCACGGUCUGCCCAGCGACCCCCGCUUUUGGUAUGGAAAAACCCAGCACAGCUCUUUGGACCAGAGCUCUCCUCCUCAAACAGCAUUGUCAGCGUACACCCACCCGAUGCUGGGCACAUACGACUCAAAAGACGACUUUCCUCUCCGCAAAACAGCCUCUGAGCCCAACCUGAAGCUCCGUUCCCGGCUAAAGCAGAAAGUGACAGAGCGCCGCAGCAGCCCUCUGCUCCGAAGGAAAGAUGGUCCCAUCACUACUGCUAAGAAGCGCUCCCUAGACGUGGCUGAGUCUGCAUGCAACAGUGCACCAGGCUCAGGUCCCAGCUCCCCCAACAACAGCUCCAGUAACAUCCCCAGCGAGAACGGGGUCACCAUCUCCAGCAGCCCAGGAGAGGCCUCCCUGCUUCAGAGGUUGGCUGCAAGGGAAGGUUCAGUUAGCCAGCUCUCUCUCUACACCUCCCCUUCUCUGCCCAACAUCACCCUGGGACUGCCAGCCACGGGCCCUGCUAGCACUGUGGUAUCAGGACACCAAGAUGGUGACAGUCGCCUGGCAUUGCCUGCGUUACAGCAGGGCAUUCCUCUGACCCCUCCAUUCCUGCCCACUGCCCACCUGCCCUCCUACUUGGCAUCUUCUGCUUUGGACAGGGAGGGGGCUGGAGGGGGCACGGCUGGUCACAGCCCCCUUCUCCAACACAUGGUACUGCUGGAGCAGGGCCACAAUCCAAUGGUUGGUCUGGGUGGCCUCCCACUGCCAUCACCCUCUGUAUCCAAGCUUGCGCGGGGCCACCGUCCAUUGGGAAGAACCCAGUCAGCCCCUCUGCCCCAGCAGCAGUGUGGCCAGGCCCAGGCCCUGCAGCAGCUGGUGGUCCAGCAGCAGCACCAGCAGUUCCUGGAGAAACACAAACAACAGUUCCAACAGCAGCAGCAGCAGCACAUCAUCAACAAGAUCAUGUCCAAGCCCUGCGAUCAGGUCUCGGCUGCAAGCUCCAGCACCUCAGGGCCAGCCAGGCAACACCAGAGCCACCCAGAGGAAACAGAAGAGGAACUCAGGGAGCACCAGGGGCUCUCCUCCUCUUCAUCAUCGUCCUCCUCUACGUCUGUGCAGGAGACGGGGCCUCUGCGAGGGCUGGUCAUCAAGCAGGAGCCCCCAGACCCCCAAGAGCAGGAGGAGAGGGAGCAGAGGGAAAGGCAGGCCGAGAAGGACUUCCUGUUCCGCCAGCAGGCUUUGCUGUUAGAGCAGCAGCGUAUCCACCAGCUGAGGAACUACCAAGCCUCCGUGGAAGCUGCCGGGUUAUCGGUCAGCUUCGCCGGACACCGCCCCCUCUCCAGGGCCCAGUCAUCUCCAGCCUCCGCCUCCUUCCCCAUGGUCGUACAAGAGCCGCCUGCCAAGCCUCGAUUUACCACAGGUCUGGUGUAUGACUCUUUGAUGCAAAAGCACCAGUGUAUGUGUGGGAACACCACCAGUCACCCAGAGCAUGCUGGCCGCAUCCAGAGUAUCUGGUCCCGACUACAGGAGACAGGCCUGCGGGCGCACUGCGAGUGUAUCCGCGGUCGAAAGGCCUCGCUGGAGGAGUUACAGACGGUCCACUCUGAAGCCCACGUCCUGCUGUACGGAACAAACCCACUGCGGCAGAAACUAGACUGCUCAGUGAGUCCCAUGUUUGUGAGGUUACCAUGUGGAGGCAUAGGGGUGGACAGUGACACUAUUUGGAAUGAGGUCCAUUCGUCCAGCGCUGCUCGUCUGGCCGUCGGCUCGGUUGUGGAGCUCGUCUUCAAAGUAGCAUCGGCAGAGCUGAAGAAUGGUUUUGCUGUUGUACGACCACCCGGACACCACGCUGAGGAGAGUACACCCAUGGGGUUCUGUUACUUCAACUCCGUCGCCAUAGCAGCCAAGCUCCUGCAGCAGAGGCUCAAUGUCAGUAAAAUCCUCAUCGUGGACUGGGAUGUUCAUCAUGGUAAUGGCACCCAGCAGGCCUUCUACACAGACCCCAGUGUUCUCUACCUGUCCCUGCAUCGCUAUGAUGAUGGGAACUUCUUCCCUGGUAGUGGAGCACCUGACGAGGUGGGCAGUGGAGCAGGUGUAGGCUUCAAUGUGAACAUGGCCUUUACUGGAGGACUGGAUCCUCCUAUGGGUGAUGCAGAGUACUUGGCUGCAUUUAGGACGGUGGUUAUGCCUAUUGCCAACGAGUUUGCCCCAGACGUGGUUCUGGUAUCUUCAGGCUUUGAUGCGGUAGACGGCCAUGCCUCACCCCUGGGAGGAUACAAACUGACAGCCAAAUGCUUCGGCUACCUGACCAGGCAGCUGAUGGGUCUGGCAGGCGGUCGGAUGGUUCUAGCCCUGGAGGGGGGUCACGACCUCACAGCCAUAUGUGAUGCCUCCGAAGCCUGCGUCUCUGCUCUGCUUGGCAAUGAGUUGGAUCCCAUUCCUGACGAGGUGCUGCAGCAGAGACCGAAUGCCAACGCUGUCCACUCUAUGGAGAAAGUUCUUGAAGCUCACAGUAAAUACUGGCGCUCGCUGCAACGCUCUGCCUCCACACUCGGUUGCUCGUUGAGUGAAGCCCUGCAGCGUGACGCAGAGGAAGCCGAGACUGUCUCCGCCAUGGCCUCGUUGUCCGUUGCCAACAAGCACAUUGGAAAGAGGGCCGAAGAGGAACCGAUGGAAGAGGAAGCUCCUAUGUAAAGAAACACCCCCUCGCCUUUGACCACUGAGACCAGUCUUCAUCUUUGACAGUGUCCUCAACCAGUCUGUGUCAAUUUAAACGCCACUCCUACGUCUCACCCCUGCCGUGUCAAGUUGGCGCGUUAAUGUGGGGGCGAGAGCAAACAGAGCUGACAAAAGUGGCGCUCGGAGGAACACUGAAGAUGAGCGAUGCGUUCACUGAUCAGCGGUGCACAGACUGAUCAGCUUAAAUGUGUCGCAUUGUCUCUUCAAGACCUUGGAUAUAAGAGGAUUGACUCAACCAUCCCACAAUGACAACCUUGAGUGCCAGUGCUUUGAAAACACUAGACAAGAUGUACUUUUUGGAUGCCAGUGGGAACCAUACGCAGACGAUCUGUAGUCAUCUUCUUCUCUUGCUGUUCUGUUCUUUCUCUGCUUUAUUGCCAUAGUCUCACUCUCUGAUGUGAUUGUGACUCUGCACUACGGAUGAAUCAUUCCUGCUCUUUUAAGAUAUCCUGAUGACUGGAACAAAGUGGUUGAAUUUCCUGCAGCUUUCCAACGCGGUUGAAGAUUACAGAUCAGGAAGGUCAACAGGUGUUCUGAUUCCAAAAUGACUGACGGUGAAAGACGUGUUCGUGCCUUUUUUUUUUUUUUUUUUUUAAACCUCGUGGAUUUUCUGUUGAACUCUGCUGAAAGAGCUUUGCCUUAAAAAAACAGUUUUGGGAACGAGGCCUCUUCUCCCCCACCCCUUAAACAUUUCUAUCCUGGCAAGACAUCCAAUGCCUGCAUGUUGUCGGCACAUAGACUGGAGAACCUUGGCAUGUUUACCUAUAAUUCUCUGCAAGCAGCCUACUGUCUUUCCCUGUACCUUCAUCUUUGUUUUUUCUCCCUUAUUUUUUAAUAAUCUCAUCUUUGCAGGUAGUUCCCAGCCACAAGUUGAAGGUGGUUCAUUUGAAUGGAAGUUAAAGGUGGGAUUAGUAUUACUCCAGAGGAAACAUCUUGGACGGGCAUCUGAUUUCCCUGUUUUGUUGUUUCAGCAUUCAUUAAUGAUCCAUCCCACAGUCUUUAGGCUACUUUAGUCAUCAGUAUAACUCGGACAGCACAGGUUCUUCACACACAAAACCACAUUUUAUAAGUGCCGCCGCUGGUUGAAAGCUGCAUUUGAACUAUAUUUUGUUCAUGUUAAAGAGGCUGUCUGAAUCCGGUCCAAACCUUCAGCCACAAUAGAUCAAUGAAGACAAAUGACUACAAGACACUAUAAAUAUUAUAGGAGACCAUCUGGAAAACGUUCCCUGCUGGCAGCAAGUAAAACAAAAGAUAUCGCAGGUGGCAGGGAGAGGUCAGGCGGAGCGUGAUAGAAAGAAAACCCAGUACACAUAAUAUACCUCACCCAUGUCGGGGCGAGCACCCUCAGCACCUCUUCCUGCAGUCUGCGUACAGCCUUCUCGGGACCAUCAAUCAGCAGUGGUCAGAGAAAACUUUCCUCAAUACUCACAUUGAAUUUUCACGCAUUGCAUAAUUUUAGGAGGUUUGCACACGAAUGCAUCACCUUGGCGACAGGCUCGAUCAACUCUCCUCAAGAGUAGUAGCAUGCAAUGUAUUAGAGCAGGAGGAACUCUAAUCUUAUUCAGACUGUAUGUAGUAGUUAGACAAUAAUGAAGCCAAAGCCAUGAUGGACUUUCAUCUCUGUAGAGUCAAACCACAUCAUUUUUACAUUGGAAUCAGGCGCCGUUUUUGCAGAAUAAUGAAGGAUAGAGAGGAAUUAAUCUCAUAUGGGCCAAUUUGUUGAACCAGCCCUCUCUUUAAGACAACUGUGUCUCCGUGGCAACAGUGACCAUACCACCUGGGAUUUUGCAGCGCCGCACAGGCUCUCACAGCUGGUUUCACAUCUUUAGCCCCUUGUGAAGCACAUCUGCUCCCCAAAUGUCAGGUGCUGUGAGGCAGGUGUGUGUGCAUCUGUUCAUAGGCAGUGAAGUGCAAGCUGCUCUUUAUAAAUAUUCAAGUGUAUGCACAUAUUUUUAUAGUUGCUUUUCUGUAUUAUAUCAUCCUUUUCUCUUGACCAGUGAGACAGCCGGUGGGAUAAGCCUGUGCAUAAUGAACAAUCUUGCAGCUUUGAAAUGCACAUGUAGCUCAGAUUCUACUCUGGAUGCUGAAUCCUCCCCCAUAGCUGGGUUGGUUAUAAAUAUCUUAAUAUUUAAGAAGACAUAAGUCAAUGAUUGGUUUCAUUAUACUCAAAUGAAUUUGGGUUCUUUACCAACUCUGAAAUUCACUGAAACUUAACUGGCCACCAGCCUAGUUGUAGUAAAGUGUGGUUAAUCAUUUUGGCAUCUAAAACACUAUAAAUACAAGGUCUUUUUUUACCUUUGCAUGUCUGAUAAAACACUCACAGUGUGCAGAAGUUCACUUCCUGUCUGCAACCAUCCUUCCAACUUGUGUUUGGUGCCUGCUGGGCAACUACCUUCUCUUACCUUUGCUUCAUCUACAAGCUGAUCACCUUUAAUGUAUAUUUUCUGUGAACAGGAAACAGAGUGCUGUGGUUUUUACUGUUGUUUACUGUACAUAGGACAUCGGUCUCCGGAGUAUUCCUGCCACACACAUUUGUCAGUGACUACUUUUGUUUGUUUUUUCCUCUCAGCUGUGUCAUCUUUCUGGUUGUGUUGCCCUUUCAGUUCAGUGGACUCCAGUAAUUUCUUUUUUGUACUUUUUUUUUUUUUUUUAAUUAUGUUUUCCUGUUAUUCUGUUCACGUUCCCCUCUCUGUGUCUCUGUUACAUUGAAAGCUGACAUACUUCACUACAGGUGAGGGUCCAGACUCUGUUUUUAGUGGACAUGAUGAUGUUUUCUGGGUUCAGGGUUUUUGUGGGAGGGUUGGGAUGCAAAUGUUUCUACUUUGUAUAAUGAUGGACAAUUGUGUAUUUACUGUCUGUUCAUAGUAGAUUUAUAUAUGAAAAGAAAUGAGUAUAUUAUAUAUACAGUAUAUAUCUCUAUACAUAAUGAAAUACUAUGACCUUGUUUUUGAAGUUGGUAUUGAAAAUUGAUACCUUUCAUGGUUCUUACAUACAGUCAGCUCUUUUUAGGGUGUUCCUGAAGGCACCAUGUACUGUCCUUACAGUUACCGUUACAGUUAGUUACAUGUUUAGUAGCAUUUUACUGGUUGUCUUUUUGUCUUUCAACACUGACUAGUUUUUGGCUUCAUUCAUCCCAUUGGUACCAUACAGUAGGUGUGCCACUGCUCAGCCUCGCAUUUUCAUGCACAUAUUUGUAUCAUUCCACACUUUUUGAAUUGUAUGUGUCUAGAUAUUAUUGUAGAAAAACACAGAUUUUGGUUGGUUCCUAUUAAGUUUCAGUAUUUUAAAGAAAUUUGAGACUGAAAUUCAAAAUCUGGAUUCUACAUAUUUCAGAAAAGACCAAAGUGGUGAUCCAUUUUUUCCACUUUCUUAAAGGUUUACAAGUUCAUCCUCUAACAACAAGGAAAAAACAUGAAAAAUGGGAUGGGCGUAUUUGAAUUGGAAUGUGGCCAUGCUUUCCCCCUACUUUAAAUCCCUCUGAUGAGCCUUACAAAUGAUUUCACAUGAUCAUCCCUUAUUUCCUUAUCUGACCAAAUGUCCUCAGUUUUAAUUUAAAUCAACAUCCCUUUAAAUUCAUCUAGUUCACAUGUGUAAUCUCAUUCAUCAGUGAUGCCUCUGAGUUUCAGGGUGGCCAGCAAGACUGUCCAGAAUCCGAAAGAUCACAGGUGUUUGAUCCCUGCAGCAGCCCACGUCUUUGUGUCCUCACACCACCAAAACUCCACAUCUAUGUCCUUCACGAACACAUGUUAAGACCAAUACAAGUAUGAUUGAAAUAUUCUAAAAUCUCAAUCAGACUUGUAAAGAGUAGAAUUUCUCAUUGUGACUGAAUGUAUCUGACCUUUACUGGCAAAGUGAUGCUGCAUCUCCCUGCAGAAGUUGUCCAGAGAGGUCAGAAUUAAGACUGUGUCAUGCAUGUGUCAUCUACUACAAAGGUAAACAUGUGGGUGUGAAUCAGUGCUUGCAGUAAAUUGUCUGCCACAAAGUUGGUUUUGCACCGAGUAUCUCAAGAGAUAACUAAGGUCGUAGCAUUGUUUGGCAUCAUUUUUAGUUUUAUUGAAUAUAGCUUAAAUUCAUAGCCGUGUGGAAGAUAUGUGAUAUUUCUGUACAUUCCCGUUAUAUCAGACACCUACACAAACAUCACUUCUUUUGUAAUUUUGGAAAGAUUUGUUUCCAGGAACAUUUUCACAUUACUGUGAUACUUCAUGCAUACAGAGGUAUGUGUGGUUGGAAUAUGAAAAUGCUCACAGUCAGGCUAUCCUGAAUGUCACCUUAGCUUGGAUACGCUGACAUCUCUGUGGAUGUAAACUUGAUGAGAUGCUUUUCGGUAACCCAGCCCAGAACAUUCCCAGAACCUUUGCACAGCAGUGCCAGUCAUGGGGUUUCUCCUGCUGAAAGCUUUGGUUUCUCAAAAGGAGCCAAAACUAGCACAGUCUGGCUGUCUGUCUUCACUGUUAGUCUUAACACAAUGUCCAGUAACAAAGCAGCAGUAACAGAGCAGCAACAUUCCAUUUCCAUUCUCUUAUAAUUUCCAUUUAUUAGGAGGGGGGCAUAUCUUUUGGUUUUAACCCUCAUAGCUCAGUCCAGCCAGGUCCAGAACUGUUUAUUUAGGUGGCCUGGUCCGACUCCACUCCAUUCCUCUUUUUCUCUCUGCAUGAACCAUCUGUCCGCAUGCACUGCCUACCUACCUACCUACCUGCCUGCUUGUCUGUCUGUCCCACACCACAUAACCGCACAAGGGAUCAAGCACUGAAGGACGUUAGUACUUUCACUGUAUCCAAACUGUCUUAUCUCUUUUACUGCUUCUUUUGUUUCAGCUGUGGAGGAGUUUGGUUGCGUUCCAUGUUGUGCUUUUACCUGUGGGACAUGGAAUCAUCAAACCUGGAAGACUUCAGUUGAAUAUUUUACAAAAAGGAAAAAAAAAAUUAUCUAGCACUUGUAACACAGACAAUAGAUUUUAUUGUAUUUAUGUAGAAAAACAAGUUGUUUUAGGGGGACGCUUUGUAAACUGCAACAACAGAAUGGAAAUCCUUUUUUUUAUAUAUACCAGGCAAGAUGUGACUUUGGUGGACUUUUGGGAAGACAUUUUUGUUCUUUGUCACAUCUGGACUUAUCAAAGGGCUCCAUCCAGAUGCCUGGUCAUUGCUAUGGUUGUCCAUUCCACUAAAUAAGCCAGUAAUCGCUAUGACCACUGUGGUUCAACAACAGUUCUAGGUUUACAUAUGUAUAAAAUGCAUAUUCUUUUUUUUAUCAGUUAUGUUUUUGACUUGUUCCACCAUUGUUACAGAAAUAGUACUUUUUUCUCGGGAACCUUUGCUCUAACAUGUCUUUGACAUCACAAUAUAAAGUAUUGUUUUGGAAAA